This is a messenger RNA of Cavia porcellus (domestic guinea pig), 4037 nucleotides long. RefSeq names its product tumor protein p53 inducible nuclear protein 2 (gene Tp53inp2). Gene Ontology annotation, cellular component: autophagosome; nucleus. The transcript has 4 exons. Bases 303 to 971 code for a protein of 222 amino acids. Gene Ontology annotation, biological process: autophagosome assembly; positive regulation of DNA-templated transcription. The record is from RefSeq and is a predicted model, not a curated record. Lineage: Eukaryota; Metazoa; Chordata; Mammalia; Rodentia; Caviidae.
CUGGCCCCUUUGUGACGUCACAAUCAGCUGUUUGAACGUUCCAAUUUGUGCAGUGAACUCCGCAGCUGCGGCAGCACAGACUCCAAACUCCGCGGCGAGCGCAGCAGCUCCGAGCAUCCGGCUAGCCCCGCUGCCUCCCCGCCCGGCUCCCGUGAUGCAGCCCGGCCUGUGAACAGCGCUACGACGCUCUGCCGCACAACUACCUCAGCGCCACCCCCGCCCGCUCUGCCCGCCGCGCCGUUCCGCCUGCAGGUUUUUCACAGCCAUAGGGCGCCCCCGUGAGGCCGCUUCACUGCCCCACCAUGUUCCAGCGCCUCACCAGCCUUUUCUUCAGCACCCCUUCACCAGCAGAAGCCCCCGACUGUCCUCGAGCCUUCGUCUCCAAGGAAGAUGAAGUGGAUGGCUGGCUCAUCAUUGACCUGCCGGACAGCUACGCAGCUCCCUGCAGCCCUGGGGCCGGCCCCGCCCCCGCUGGCCGCCCUCCACCCGCGCCCUCCCUGAUGGACGAGAGCUGGUUUGUUACCCCUCCCGCCUGUUUUACCGCAGAGGGGCCCGGCCUCGGGCCUGCCCGCCUCCAGAGCAGCCCCCUAGAGGACCUCCUCAUUGAGCACCCCAGUAUGUCCGUUUACGUCACCGGCAGCACCAUAGUGCUAGAGCCAGUGCCGCCUUCCCUGCACCCAGACGCUGCCCUGCCUGACACCGACCUCAGCGACGACGGAGAGUUGGCCCCUGCCCGCCGCGAGCCCCGGGCCCUGCACCACGCUGCUGCUCCCCUGCCGGCGCGGGCAGUGCUGCUGGAGAAGGCCGGCCAGACGCGGCGGCAGCAGCGGGCCCGACAGCGGGCCGAGCGUCACGCGCUGAGCGCCAAGGUGGUGCAACGGCAGAACCGCGCCCGUGAGAGCCGUCCACGGCGGCCAAAGCAUCAGGGCAGCUUUGUCUAUCAGCCGUGCCAGCGCCAGUUCAACUACUGAGUGUUGGCGGCUUGCACCAUCAAUCUGUUGCUGUCUCUCAAUUCCCGUCUGUCUCUUGUGUAGCGGCCAGUGUGCUGCUGGAGGGACAGCCAGCACCUGGGACUGGAUACCACACCCUUGAGGUGGAGUGAUGGCCAUUCCUUGACUCCCUCGGUUUCCCCAUCUUUGAUCAUCUAAAUCCACCUCUGACUGCCACCUUCUGCCUCUCUCAUCCUCCCACACUCAGCAUCUAAUCGUCCAUCCUUUCCACCGUUGAUACUCUAAGCUUCCCUCCCUGACUCCCCUCCCUGUGUCUUUCACUUUGCCCUUUUGGCCCACUCCUCCAUUUCUGAGAGCCUCUUCUACUCUGACUUGGCUCAUUCCUCACCUUUAGCUUGCACCUUAGAGAACUCAUCUUUCCUGAGUUUGGCAUUACACUCCUGUCCCCUUAUUGCUCAUUUACAGUAAUUUUCUCCAAAAUGGAUAAAGGGAGGGGAUCCUAAGCCCAACUUGACCAGGGAAAACCUGUGCAACCCCUAUCUCUUUGCCCUUCAGGAAGAGGUCUGGCUCAGAGUUUUACUUUUAUCUCUCCCUUCUCUUUGCCUAGGGGGCUUGGGCUCCUUUGAAGGCUGCUUUUAGGCCUGAAAAGGUAAAAGUAUGUGAAAGAGGACAGUGAGAUGUGUGUUUGAUUGAGAAGGUGGAGGGAUUCAAGGGAAUGAGGCAGUCCACUAGAGAUGUAGAAAGGAUGGAUUGGAAAACUGUUGGGAGCAAGGCAUUAUGGGAGCUGGCACUAUGGUUGCUCAGAGAGGCAAGCCUUGCUCUCAGGCUGGAGCCUGGAGUCUGUCCCCCACCCCCAUAAUCCUACCUCUGUGUCUUUUCCUGAAAUUACCUACUACUCUGCAGGCUCCCAAGUUUGAAGGGCUUAGUACUUUGUCAUCCUACCUUGACAUGCCACCCCAGGAAUAGAAGCUGGGAAAAGCUUUGGCAUCCAGACCUAGUGUUUAUAUGUCCAAGGUGCUAGAACUGGGCUAGGAGAGAUACAGGCCAGAGGGCUUUUGGGGUAGGGAAAGGGCACAUACCCCAAGGUAAGAAUGCACUAGAAUGGUGCUGAAGAGGAUAAACUGUGGUGUGAAGCCAUAUCAAGACUGACAGCUUAGCCUUCAGCUUGCCUCUGGCCUUGUGUUUCAUAUUCUGCGCAGUAUGGCUAAUAAACACUCCUGGGCAGGAGGCCAGGAGCCCCACUGUUCCCUUUCCCCAACUAUCCUAUCAAGGUUCAGGACCUUCAAAGUUCUCAUUUUCUCUCACAGGGCUCUUCCUUUCUUUUGGGGUACCUAUGAAUCCCUCCCCCUUUCUUUUAGUACUUAAAGCAAGGAACCUGAAUCCUUGGAUGACUAGGGCAGGGAAGGCAAACUUCCCCUUCUUGUGGUGGGAUUGAAUUUUGGGCUCAGACACCAGCAAAAGCCUCUUGGGAUGCCCUGAAAUGCUUCUCAUUCUGUCUUUUUCUAAUGUGUGCUUUCUUCCUUGAAAUUUUUAAGAUUUCUUGUUACAUACUAACAGGUCUUCCUUUUCAUCCCAAUUCCAGAUUUCCAGGCCUCUGGCCAAGCUGGGGUUGGAAAAAACACUGCAUUUCUAUUAGGGCAAAGGCAGCUGCCCUCUCUAACUCUAUAGUCUCUAGCCUCACAUGGCAUUUGUGGAGAAGAGGGGGAAUCCCCAGUUUCUAGGGUAGGGGCAGAAGCAGCCCUGCUGUGGUUUUCUAUCCUGAGUAAUAAGCCAAAUUGACAUUAUAAGCAGAAUGAAGUCUCCCAUGCUGUUUACUAGGACCCUAGUAGUUGACAACCUUGCUCCUCUCUCCAAGUUCUCUAACCUAUAUACUUUUAUUCUUCCAGCUACCCUUGAUUACAUUGUAGCCAGCUUAGGGCCUUUAGUACUUCCAACAGCUAGGACCUAACCCUUUUUGCUACUUCUCAUUACCAGCUGAUGCCUGUGCUAAUCCUGGGCAGUGCCCAUGAUCCUGCUGGUAGGAGAAGAGUUAAAUGGCAUUUUGGCUGACAUUUCUAAAGGCUCUGCACCCUUACCUGUUUCUUGAGGUUCCUAUAGUUCUAGAACCCCUCAAUCUCUCACUUGGCUGAUUGCAAGGUUCAUAUUUUUGUACUUUCCUAUAAAUCCUGUAGCAUUUGAGUGUGGCAAUAUUUUAAUUGUGUAUAGAUUUCUAAGAACCAACACUACUCAAGUCUGCUAGUCUGACUCCUGAAGCAUCAGACCUUGUCAUACUGUAUUGACUGUGUAUGUGCCUUUCACCUUGAGCAUGCUUCAGGAUUUUCUUUUUUAAAUCACAGAACUUGAAUAAAGGAGGGAACCAGAAUUCACAAAGUCCUAUGCAACCUUAGACAGAAGAAGGCAAGUCUGUCUUGACGUUUUCAGAGACCCUGGAGAAGUCUGUACCAGAUUCUAGUAUUAAUGUCAUUACUACCAGCACUUUGCCAAAAUUAAGGAUGUUAGAGAGACCUGUUUCUAUUAUAUCCAAUAGUGACUUCCAGUUUUUCCUAGUAAGUCUUGAGUGGUUCCCUUAAGCUGGUUGUCACUAACAUUUGCCAGAACAGUCCUAGAGGGUACUGUGUGUGUGAGUGUAGUCUGGUGCUGUUUUGGAAUAUGCCUGCUCCCCAGUCCCCUCCCUGGAACCCUACGAUCAACUUGCUGUGAUCAUAAUGUCUUGGGUGCAACAAGGAACCCAGCACCAUCCAGCUCUUGGAUGCCUUCCCCAGAUUCACAUAGCUGUGUGUGAGAAGACUGAAUGCAGACACACUAUAGCCCACUUCUAAUACUUCCCUCUUAUCCUGCCACCUAGUUCCAAAUAGAACCAACAAGUUGAAUGCAUCCCUGUUGGGGGUUUUGUGUUGAGAAUGGCUGAAAUGAAAAGACUUUUGGUUGACCAUGUUGUGAUGGGUUGACAGACUUAAGGACAUAACCACCUCGACCUGGUCAUGUGGCAUGCCUGUGUAUGUGUGUAACAGGAUUCUGAUUAGAUUGUAACGUUAUUCCUUUAUUGGAGAAAAAUUAAUAUAAACAAAUAAAAAUCUAUUUAAAGCA